UGCGAUUGUCAUUAUAAAUAAAUAUUUAUGAUUGUUUAUCUGUGCCCUUUUUUUCGUUAGAAUAAGUGGGUUCUCUUGGAAGGUUUAAAAUUUUAAAGUGGUAUAAAGUGCACUUUGAACAAAGAAGUGAUAAAAAUAGUGCCAAUACAUCGUAAUCUCAAACGAAAGAACGAUAUCUCAUAAUAGUAAAAUUGAACUCAAAAUCAUGGAAAAUUCCCCAGAAUCGGAUAACAUUGCAACUUGUCAGGAAAACUGCUGUGAUGUCCCCACGAAGCCCCUUUUAACCGAAGAAAGAAUGCGCAGAAAACUCCAGUUCUUCUUUAUGAAUCCAAUCGAAAAAUGGCAAGCUAAAAAACGAUUCCCCUACAAAUUCGGCGUUCAAGUUAUUAAAAUCAUACUCAUCACGAUGCAAUUGUGUCUAUUUGCUCAUUAUAGAUACAACCAUGUAAAUUACACUUGGGACAAUAGGAUUACUUUUUCGCAUUUAUUUUUAAAAGGUUGGGAUACAACCAGGGAAGUAAAUGCCUACCCACCGGCUACAGGGCCUCUGGCAAUCUACCGAGUAGACGAUUUUUACGCGACCAUCGAUUACGCUUACUCGGGCUACGCCAACUUGGAUAAAGCCGUAGGGCCGUAUUCCUACGCGAACGAAGACAACACGAUGACAGACAUGUUAUUGUGCAUUUACCAAUACAAAGAGGGCAUCAUAUUCGGUUUCAACGAAUCGUACAUAUUCAACAGCGAAAUCGAAGAGAAAUGCAUCAAUAUAACGCAACCGGUUAACGGUUCGCUCGAUUCCAAAUCGUACAUGACCGACUUCGAUUUAGGCUUGAAUUUCUCGGCGUUGGUUCGAGCCGAAUUGAUAUUUUCUCUGAAAACGGUGAACUUCAAAGCAGCCGGUAGGAUAUCGCCUCCGAAUUGCUACCUGUUCAAUAUCGUGAUAACCUUCGAUAACGAGGAUCACGAUGGACAGAUGGUCGUCAGCUUGGACGCCGAUCCCAUCCGCUUGACCUGCAAAGGCGACGUUUCCUACAUCAAAGACAACGAAAUCGAAUCGAUACUGCGAAGCCUCCUCAACUAUUUGGUGAUACUCAUUUGCGUGACAUCGUUUGUGCUGUGCUCGCGGGCCGUGUGGAGGGCCCAUCAACUGAAGAACAUCACCAAUCGGUUCUUCGUAAACAGGUUCGAUCAGGAGUUGAGCCACACCGAUAAAAUGAAGUUCCUCAAUCUUUGGUACAUCAUGAUCAUCAUCAACGACGUGCUAAUAAUCGUCGGAUCGGCCAUCAAGGAGCAAAUCGAGAAAGAGCAAUUCGCCAGCGACCAUUGGAAUAUUUGCAGCUUGUUUUUGGGCAUAGGGAAUUUGUUGGUGUGGUUCGGGGUGUUGAGGUACUUAGGGUUCUUCAAGACUUACAACGUGGUGAUUUUGACCCUUCAAAAAGCAGCUCCGCAAGUGGCGAGGUUCUUGUUGUGCGCUCUGUUGAUUUACGCGGGUUUCACGUUCUCGGGCUGGUUGAUUUUGGGGCCGUAUCAUCUGAAAUUCCGGUCGCUUUCGACCACAUCGGAAUGCUUGUUUUCGUUGAUCAACGGAGACGACAUGUUCGCUACGUUUUCCAUUAUGUCGAACAAAUCGCCGCUGUUGUGGUGGUUCAGUAGAAUAUACUUGUACGCUUUCAUAAGCUUGUAUAUCUACAUAAUAUUGAGCUUGUUCAUAUCGGUAAUUAUGGACGCUUACGACACGAUAAAAGUUUGUUACAAAGAGGGUUUCCCGAAAACGAGUUUGGAGUGUUUCAUAGGAGAGACGAACAUCGAAGACGUCUCGAGCGGUCUGUUUAGAACGGACUCGAACGAUAGUUUGGGCGGUCUAAUGAAGGAUCUCUGCUGUUGCAAGAGGAUCCACAGGACCUACUCGACGUUGAGAUCGAGCACCCAAUCGAGGGCGACUAUUUUAAUAUGAUGCAAUCGUGUAAAACGUGUGAUAAUGAUAUUAUAUUGUACCGAGAUAAUCUCAUUUCUGUUGUGAAUUGUGAUUGGUUCUUCUGUUGAUGGUUAUUUAGUUGUAUGUAAUGAUUUUAUUUAGAAUUUUAUAGUGUUAAUUUACGAGAGUUAUCCACAUAAGGUUACCUAAAAUUAUGUACAAAAUGUUUAUUUUAAUAUGGUUACCCGUUGAUUUUAUUGAGAAGCCAAACUAAUGAUGCCGUUCAACAUUCAUUUAUUUAUAACAUACAAAACAUAUAUUUUUUCUAGUUAACUACACAUUUAAUUUGAUUGUUCAGCUUUCAAAGAUUUGGUAAAUCUUGGAAAGAAGAACAUAAUUAAGCAGUUUUAAAAAUAUCCAUCUUUCAAUUUUUUUUGAAAGCAAACAAAUCGCAAAUAAUUCAAUGAAAAUUUUUAAAACUUGCGGAUUAAAAUAUACGAACUACAUCACAAUUUGAAAAAAUUAAAAUAAAUAAAAUAUACUAUUUUCAUAAAAUUGUAACAAUGUAUAGGAUUGAAAAUGUUUUAGAUGUAUAGUAAAAAUACAAAUUCUAAAUUAUGUAAAAAUAAAAUAUAUUUUUGGACUUUACUUUCUUCUCAGAACUUUUAUUACAACCUCUUUCUGCCUGGUGUAUGAAGUAGAGUUAUAAUUUUAAAUUAAAAAUAUAUUAAAGCUUCUACAAGGUACGUGCUUCUUUUAAUGACAAAUUUAAAGAUCACAGCUCUACAAUGUGUUACACGAGUGCAAAACCUCUGUUUAAUCUUUGUAAAAUUUCUUAUUUGCACCGUUUUUGAGAUCCAUAAAGUGCUGUAAUCAGUGAGCGAAUCACCCUCUAAAAUAUUGUUUUGAAACACUGAUAUAAUAUAUGGAAUUUGACCAGAUUAAUCACGAGUAAUAAACUUAAUAUAAGCAAAAACUAUAACAUACGAUAUUAAACAAAAAAUGCAUUUUAAUAGCCAACGGUUUCGGAAGAAAUGUAUUCAGAUAACCAUUUAGUAUCUAAUACAAACAAUGCAGCCGCUUCCCUAAAACUAACAUAUCCAAAAUAGGAGAAUUCCAGUGUAGGUACAUGUAAAAAAUGGAAUAAAUAUAGAAGGAAAAUGCAAUAGAUUCAAUUACUACUUAACAUAGCUUGAAUCUCCACGAUACUUUUGUUUUUCGUUUCCGGAACAAAUAUAUAAACGAAAAAUAUCCCAAUCAUCGAAGCCGAUGCAAAAAUAUAAAACGUACUAUCCUGUCCGAUGUAAUUCGAAACUUGCAAAUAGAACCUGGUCAAUAUGAAAGCCAAAAACCAGUUGACCGUACCCGCCGUAGAACUCAGUAUACUCUUAAUUUCCGUAGGGAAUAUCUCCGAAGACACCACCCACGGUAUGGGCCCCAAACCGAUCGAGUAAGCGAUGAUAAAAACGCAAAGCGCCCCCACCGGCAGAAAUCCCAAUUUCGCGAUGACGCUCUCGUCCACCUCCGUCCUGUUCUUCAGAGUGAAAAACGCCCCCAAAAGGAACAUAGUAAUGGUUAUAAACAGCGCGGAAACGAACAGCAAUAUCCUCCUUCCCAAUCUGUCGAUGACCGAAGCGGAAACGAAAGUAGUAACGGCUUGGAAGAACCCCACCAGUAUGGCGGCGUCGUGGGGAUCCAAUUUCACUCCGGACGUUUUGAACACAUCGGUCGUGUACAAAAUAAUCGCGUUGAUGCCGCUGAAUUGCUGGAAAAACAUCAACGAACAGGAGAUAACGAAGGCUUUAACCACGUGAGUUUGCUUGAAAGUCUCCGUUAAGGACACUGUCGCUUGGAUGCUCUCCUUCAAAUAGCCUUCGAUUUCGUUCAAUUCCGCGUCGAUUUUGUACCGUUCGCCUCGUAGAGUAAUUAGCGUUUUCUUCGCAUCAUCGUACAAACCGCGUUUCAGCAGAAACACAGGCGAUUCGGGUUGAAAAGCGAACGUUACAACGAAUACAAAAGGCAACGAAGCGCACCAUAUCGUAAAGUGUAUCGGCGACAAAUACUUCCCCGUUAUGUACGCCAGGAAUAUACCGAUGGUCACCAUCAACUGAAAGUAACUCCCCAGCGUUCCUCGCAGCGUUUUGUGCGCUAUUUCGCUGGUGUAUACGGGGGCGGCGAUGCAACAGGCGCCCGCCGCCGCUCCCGUCAACAACCUACCGAAAUACAGCAUUAGAACGUGGUGGGCAAAUAUAAUCAACAACCAGCCGACUGUGAACGGUACGAACAGCAAUAGUAGAGUUUUCUUUCGGCCGAUUAUGUCGCAAAUGAAGCCCGUUGGUAUGCACAUGGCCAUUCCUCCGAGGGUUACAAAGGAGCCCACCCAGCCUAUCUGAUCGCUGUCUAUCUUGAUGUCGUUGAAACGGCCUGCUUCGAGCUCGUUGAGAAUCGGAGACGUCCAGGCCAGUACUGCCCCAGCGGCCAGGGCUGAGAUGGUGG
Molecule: messenger RNA, 4411 nt
Organism: Phyllotreta striolata
Lineage: Eukaryota; Metazoa; Arthropoda; Insecta; Coleoptera; Chrysomelidae
Source: the annotation of a GenBank genome assembly